This is a messenger RNA of Rhodamnia argentea, 1384 nucleotides long. RefSeq names its product 2-keto-3-deoxy-L-rhamnonate aldolase. Gene Ontology annotation, molecular function: aldehyde-lyase activity. The record is from RefSeq and is a predicted model, not a curated record. Bases 154 to 1221 code for a protein of 355 amino acids. The transcript has 2 exons. Gene Ontology annotation, cellular component: cytoplasm. NCBI's taxonomy places the organism in Eukaryota, Viridiplantae, Streptophyta, Magnoliopsida, Myrtales, Myrtaceae.
CUCACUCGCACGUGACAAAUCUGCGAGCCUGUCUUCUUCAUCUGAUAUUCUUGACUUCUGAUCGACUGCUAGUACUGCCACUGCUCUCUCUCUCUCUAGCUCUCUCCACCUAAAGCCCAACAAGAACCCCAUUAACCCUCACAGCCACCCCAAAUGGCGGCCACAACUACCACCGCCGUCGCCGCUAUCGUCUCGCCGACCGCCAGUUCAUCCCUCUCCACUCUCAGAAACCCAAAGCCGUCCCCUUUCUUCUUUUCCAGUCCAUCCUCAACUCCACCAAAUCAAAAACCACUAAACCUGACCACCCACUUCAAAACUCUUACCCCGGUCCGCUCCUCCGCCAACCCUUCCGAUCUCUCUCCCUCCUCCUCUUCCCCCACCAACCCCCUCUCCCUCAAAUCCCGCCUCCGCGCCGGCGAGACUCUCUACGGCAUCUUCCUCCUCUCCUUCUCCCCCACUGUGGCCGAGAUCGCCGGCCUCGCCGGCUACGACUUCGCCGUCGUGGACAUGGAGCACGGCCCCGGCGGCGUCUCCGAAGCCCUCCACUGCCUCCGCGCCCUUGCCGGCACCGGCACCCCGGCGAUCCUUCGGCUUCCGGAGAGCUCCCCGACCUGGGCGAAGAAGGCCCUCGACCUCGGCCCGCAGGGCCUGAUGUUCCCGAUGAUCGACAGCCCGGAGUUGGCCCGAGAUGCAGUGUCGUACUCCCGCUUCCCGCCCGGCGGCGUCCGCGGGGCGGCCCACUCGGUGGUCCGGGCCUCCAAGUACGGGAUCGACGAAGGGUAUUUGAGUAAUUGCGAGGAGGAGCUCCUCAUCAUGUGUCAGGUGGAAUCGCAACAAGGCGUCCGAAAUGUUGAACAGAUCGCGGCCGUCGAUGGGGUGGACUGCAUCCAAAUGGGGCCAUUGGAUAUGAGCGCGAGCAUGGGGUACCUGUGGGACCCCGGGAACAAGAAGGUGAGGGAGAUGAUGAGGGCAGCCGAGAAGGGAGUGGUAGGAUGUGGCCGGGCCUAUAUGGCGGGCUUUGCGAUGCCGUUUGAUUCGCCGGAUGAUCUGAGGAAGAGAGGGUAUCACAUGGUGUCGGGUGCGGUGGACGUGGGGCUGUUCCGCGAUGCCGCUGUCGAGGACGUGAAGAUGUUCAAGAUGGGGUUGGAGGAUCAGAGCAGCGACAGCGACGGCGAGAGGGUGGAUGGGAAGGAUGCUGAUGACAAGUACUGGAGUGAGUGAGGGAGGGAGAGCAUGGAAAUUGAAUGGCAUUUCAAGCUGCAGAAAAAGAAUAUAUCCCAGAGUGUUUCGGCUUUUUCGGUCUUUUUAAGCAAUUUUGUAAAUUUGUGGAAUAUUUAUCCUGGAAAAAUGCUGAAUUAUAUGAAAUUUUCUUACUUUCUCUUGA